This is a messenger RNA of Gilbertella persicaria, 1595 nucleotides long. Its product is annotated as WD40-repeat-containing domain protein. Bases 327 to 1358 code for a protein of 343 amino acids. The transcript has 3 exons. Gene Ontology annotation, cellular component: nuclear pore. The record is from RefSeq and is a predicted model, not a curated record. NCBI's taxonomy places the organism in Eukaryota, Fungi, Mucoromycota, Mucoromycetes, Mucorales, Choanephoraceae. Gene Ontology annotation, biological process: nucleocytoplasmic transport. Gene Ontology annotation, molecular function: protein binding.
UUUUAUUAUAUGAACCUUUUGAAUACAACAGUAGACACUAAACUUGGAACAAUAGCUGAAAUUAACGGCAAUCUAAGUAAAUAUAGUUGAAUGAACGCGUCUUUCUUUAUUUAUUCAUUCAUUGGCUUUAGUCCAUGUAGAAAAUGAAUCGAGUCCAGCUAUAAACGAAGUGGCAGCUAAUAAUGUAGAUAACACCUACUUUUUUUUUCUUUUAGAGAGUCAACUCAUCGCUUUGAUAGAUAACCUUAUACCCUUCUAUUCGCUACAAACAAGUAGAAGACUUGAAACCUGAUUAUGUUUAUACAGCAGCCAAGUCCUCUUCUUCUAUGGUGGAUACGUAUUAUAACGAUAUCAAAUCCACACUUAGUCAACAAUGGCAAGAAAAAUUUCCUAUGAUUGCAGCUACACCUCUUUAUAAACAAGGCAAACGCAUUUAUGACUAUAUCUAUUCGACUUAUUUAAAGCCAUCCGAUGCUAUCCUAGAACACCCUAAAUUCAAUUCAAACAAAGAUACAGUCGUAUACAUGGCUUGGCACCCACACCAGGACAUACUUGCUAUAGUUGAUAAACAUGACGAUGUCUACAUUUAUGAAAAGCAUGAUACUGUCUGGACAUGUCAAGUAUUAAGAGACAUUCAAAUGAAAGACGUAACAGCAUUAGAAUGGAAGCAUAGAUCAGCAGGCACCUUGGCUGUUGGAUGUAAGCAAGGUGUAUGUGUCUGGACAAUACCAAGAGUAGCCACAGAUCAAGAACCUCAAUUCCAUCCCUCAGCUUCUAUGGUCUAUUUGUCCUAUCAAGGUCAUGAUCAUGUAAGUUCACUAGCAUGGGAUCCUACACCCGGUAGUCAUCUCUUGGCUGUUGGUUCCGCUGUCUCGAAUGCACUUGUGAUUUAUGAUAUGUUGCUCAAGAGAACACACGUAUUAAAGAGAUAUGGUCAUGGUUGUAUUAUGUUGCGAUGGAGUCCUAAUGGUGAAUGGUUAUUUGAAGGCGGUUCGAUUGGUACAUCCCGUAUGUGGGACACAAAACACUGGGAAUCAAAGGUGAUCACUGCUUGUUGGGCACCCGAUAAUCGUUCCUUGGUUUUUUCAAUGUAUGGCAAAUCUGAUCUUCAUGUGUUAUUCAUGAGUGGUAAGCAGAUCCAUAGUGUUGUGGAUCAUCCAUUGGCUUCUUUGCCAGUCACUACUGUCACGACUGAAUCUAGAGAGCAGAUCAAGGCUGGUGGUGUGAUUCGCGAUAUUAGUCUGGAUGGCUCCAGAUUGGCUAUUGCUUUUGAAAAUACACCAUUGAUUGCCUUGUAUUCACUUAAACAAGACUCACCUCUUAAUUUGAAUACAGAGCCUAUUCUUUUCCCUAUGUAAGUCAGAAUGAGAUCGUAUUCGUCUCAUUUAUUCGUUUAUUCUAGUGGCUAUGUUCAUGGAUCAAGCGUAUGUAUGGACAACACUGCAAUGUCUGUUACUGCUAUAGAUAGUCAACCACUUGGUAUCUCAUUUUGCAAGAACCAUAAACAAGGCUCAGUCAUGGCUAUCUUAUGGAAGCAUGGACUAGUGACAUUUGUGACUCACAAGUACCUCACAAAUGAAGAAGUGCGAAAAAGA